Messenger RNA from Fusarium coffeatum, 3798 nucleotides. RefSeq lists its product as uncharacterized. The record is from RefSeq and is a predicted model, not a curated record. Gene Ontology annotation, cellular component: intracellular membrane-bounded organelle; membrane. The transcript is spliced from 2 exons. Gene Ontology annotation, biological process: intracellular calcium ion homeostasis; calcium ion transmembrane transport. Bases 1 to 3798 code for a protein of 1265 amino acids. Gene Ontology annotation, molecular function: P-type calcium transporter activity; ATP hydrolysis activity; ATP binding. NCBI's taxonomy places the organism in Eukaryota, Fungi, Ascomycota, Sordariomycetes, Hypocreales, Nectriaceae.
AUGGACGACAUUACACCUGCAUCUGAUCCACGCUAUGGCGGCUCUGGCGAAGGGUCCAACUCUGUUUCCAACUCUGGUAAUCAACACCAGCCCACAGACGAUACCGCGAUGAAUUCCCAAGCGCCCGACGACAACGAACUGCCAUUCGAUUUGCACGACGACGACCACGUUCAGGGCAACAACUUCGCUUUCACUCCGACACAACUACAUAAACUCCUGACUACAAGGAGUAUUCCAGCCCUGCGCGCCUUUGGUGGUUUGCUGGGUUUAGCUGCCGGCCUGCGUACGGAUAUUUCGACCGGACUCAGCGUUGACGAAACGACUCUCGAUGGCACCGUCACCUUCGACGAAGCCGUAGCUUCCGGCAGCCUUGAACGACCGCCAGUGAUUACCGCUGCUUCUCCUCCACCAUCGCCGCCGCUCCUCCAGAAUGGCUUAUUCGAACAUCAUGAUAAGCAUUAUGUCGAUCGUAAACGUGUUUUCGGAGAUAACCGCCUUCCUCAAAUAGCACAAAAGUCUUUCUUCAGAUUGCUCUGGAUCGCUUUCAACGACAAGCUUAUAAUACUUUUGACGAUAUCCGCUACCAUCUCGCUCGCCAUAGGUAUCUACCAGUCAACCGACUCGUCAGGCGCAUCGCGUGUUGAGUGGGUAGAUGGUGUUACCAUUGUAGUUGCUAUUCUCAUCAUCAUCAUAGCUAGCGCUGCGACCGAUUGGCAAAAGAAUUACAAGUUCAAGAAGGUCAAUGAGCGGAAGCAACAGAGGGAUGUGACGGUUGUUCGAUCGGGUAGACUACAGCGCAUCUCUGUUCAUGAGGUUGUUGUCGGCGAUCUCAUGCACCUUGAAGCUGGUGAUGUCGUUGCUGUUGAUGGCAUUCUCGUCCAAGCAUCAAGUCUGCAGAUGAACGAGUCUUCAAUAUCUGGAGAAGCUGAACUGGUUCACAAAUGCGUACCGGGCCAUAACCAUCCUCGACCUGACCCUUUCAUUCUGAGUGGAACUACUGUUGCGCGCGGCGUUGGCUCCUAUAUCGUCACUGCUGUCGGAGUCAACUCAACUUACGGGCGUAUUCUGAUGUCGUUGCGAGACGAUGUUAAAGCAACGCCACUCCAGGUAAAGCUUGGCCGUCUCGGCAAGCAGCUCAUCACCAUUGGUGCCAUUGCCGGUUCCAUCUUCUUCCUCAUCCUCUUCAUCCGUUUCAUGACUACCAUCAAUAGCAUCACCGGUGGACCAUCUCAGAAAGCCGAAGACUUCCUGCAUAUCCUGAUCUUGUCCGUUACGGUUGUUGUAAUCACAGUUCCUGAAGGAUUGGCGCUCAAUGUGACCAUCGCCCUUGCCUUUGCUACAAAACGGAUGCUUCGAGACAAUAACCUGGUUCGGUUGAUUCGUUCUUGCGAGAUUAUGGGAAAUGCGACAACUGUCUGCUCUGACAAGACAGGUACUCUUACCCAAAACAACAUGAGUGUGGUGGUUGGACGUGUUGGGCUCGAGUCUUACUUCGAUGACACUGAAUCUGUCACUCCGGAUCCCGAUGCAUCCAUGUCACGCGCUUCAACCAUCAAAUGCGACAGUUCUAUCGAUCUCGCAAAAUCACUAUCACCUGACUGUCGAAGGUUGCUUAAGGAUAGCAUCGCGCUCAACUCUACAGCUUUUGAGACCGACGACUCCGCAUCUUCGCCCUUUAUGGGAUCAAGCACCGAGACUGCAUUGCUGCAAUUCAGUCGUCAGCAUUUGGGUAUGGGUAACUUGGCCGAGGAGCGAGCUAACUGUCCCAUCAUCGCCAUUCUUCCCUUUGACUCAUCUCGAAAGUGGAUGGCCGUUUUGGUCAAGGUUAAUGAUGAUCGAUAUCGACUCUUGGUUAAGGGAGCCGCAGAAGUUGUUUUCGAGUAUUGUGCUUUCGUCAUCCUGGAUCCGACCUUUAGACUUCCAAUCGCCCGCCUAUCAGAAAGUGACCGCGCAAGCUAUCGCAACACGAUUGAAGACUACGCCGGCAGAAUGUUGCGGCCUGUUGCCAUGGCCUACCGCGACUUUACGGCUCAAGAGAUCUUUGAGGGCCCUGAUGAGGACCCCGAUAACAUUAAUCUGGAAUGGUUGGCGUCUGGCAUGAUCUUUGUUGGUGCAUUUGGUAUUCGUGACCCGUUACGACCUGAAGUUGUAGAGUCAGUCCGCCAAUGUCAAGCUGCUGGAGUGUUCGUUCGCAUGGUUACAGGUGACAAUUUCCUGACGGCCAAGGCCAUUGCCACGGAGUGUGGUAUUUAUACCGCCGGUGGUAUUGCCAUGGAUGGACCGACCUUCAGAGAUCUCAAGCCAGAGCAACUUGAUGCUGUUAUCCCAAGACUACAAGUGCUAGCCCGAUCGAGCCCCGAGGACAAACUGCUUCUCGUUACUCAUCUGAAGCGAAUGAACGAAACGGUUGCAGUGACAGGUGAUGGCACCAACGAUGGUCUGGCCCUCAAGGCAGCUGAUGUUGGUUUUGCUAUGGGUAUUCAAGGCACUGAGGUCGCGAAAGAAGCUGCAUCCAUCAUUCUUCUUGACGAUAACUUUGCUUCUAUCGUCAAGGCUCUAAGCUGGGGCCGAACUGUGAAUGAUUCGGUCAAGAAGUUCUGCCAGUUCCAAUUCACUAUCAAUAUCACUGCAUGUAUCAUUACCGUCGUUUCGGAGCUUGUCGGCGAUGCUGUUUUCACUGUUGUACAACUGCUUUGGAUCAACUUGAUUAUGGAUAUUUUUGCAUCUCUUGGUUAUGCCACCGAUCACCCAUCGCCCGACUUCCUGAAGCGCAAACCUGAACCUCGCAACGCGUCUAUCAUUUCCAUCACUAUGUGGAAGAUGAUCAUCUGCCAAGCUAUCUAUCAGUUGACGGUGGUCUUUGUCGUCCAUUACGCCGGCUGGGAUACCUUCAACCCCGAUACGGAAUUCGAGAUCGAGAAGCUUCAGACGCUGGUGCUCAACAUUUACGUAUGGAUGCAGUUCUUCAACCAACACAACUGUCGCCGUGUGGAUAACAAGAUUGAUAUCUGGUACCAAGGUAUCUUGCGAAAUGUUUGGUUCAUUGGCGUGCAGCUUAUCACUAUUGUUGGCCAAUUCAUCAUCGUUUUUAAGGGAGGCGAAGCCUUUGACACUACCCCUCUUACGGGUGCCCAGUGGGGAUGGAGUCUUCUCUUUGGCGUCAUGUCCAUUCCCUUGGGUGCAUUGAUUCGACAAAUCCCGGACAGUUGGUUCGCAAACCUCUUUGCACUAAUAGGUGCCGCUUGGUUUGCGAUCUGGCGACCGUUCCGUGCAUUCAUGUCCAGAGCCUUCAGUUGCCUCAAGCGCAAGAAGGAAGAGGACAAAGAGGAACAACCAAAAACGGAACACGAGAUGGGUCCUGUUGAGAACAUCCUUCACAUGAUGCAUUUGACCCCGGAUCCUGAGGAUGACGAGACACCAAUGACGCAAGAACAAAGAGAAGCUAUGGCUCGAUCAGACCAAAGAAGAAGAAUAAAGCAAGGGGAGAAAGAAAAGCGAGAGAUUGACCUCGGUGCUCUGGUGGAGGCGAGCAGGCUAGGCAAACCAACCGCCGGUGCCAUCUUCGAGAUUCACCCCAAGACACUCAAGGAUGACCCUCUUCUGAGGACCAGUGGUGGCAAUACCCUACCGCCGAGUCAAGAUGAAGCAUUCAUGAAGUUUGUCGCAGUAAAUCUACCCCGGCCACGUCGAGCAAGGAGGACGAAUCCUCGAGGCCAGACACAACGACAGGAGCAAAAGAAGAGCUCCUGGAGACACCACAUCACUUGGGAAGGAUUGUUGAGAUCUAAGAGAAGAUAA